AUGUCAUCUUUACAAAAACACUUACCCAUGGAGAGCAAGACAAAACCCGCCGAGAUUCCUCUGUCUGCCGUACCUCCGUCGGCCAAAAUCCACUACCCUUUCUGGUACGGAGGAUUUGCGUCGGUGGUGGCUGGUGUCUUCACCCAUCCUCUUGAUCUCGCCAAAGUGCGUCUUCAGACGGCCAAGACACGUGGUCAGGGACUCUUUGGCACACUGGUGAACGUGGUCAAGCACGAGGGUAUCACUGGUGUCUACUCCGGCCUCUCAGCCUCCAUGCUGCGUCUCUCCACCUACUCCACCAUGCGGUUCGGCAUGUACGAGUACCUCAAGGAGUCCAUUGCUCCAUACUACUACAACCCCAACAAGCGAGACCAGAACCCUCCCAUGUACGUGUUGCUUCCCAUCUCCAUCAUUGCCGGAAUCAGCGGUGGUAUCGUGGGAAACCCUGCCGACAUCAUCAACAUCCGAAUGCAAAACGACCAGUCCUUGCCCAAGGACCAACGCAGAAACUACAAACACGCCUUUGACGGUCUGAUCCGAAUGUACAAAGAAGAGGGAGUUCGGGCCAUGUUCCGAGGUCUCGGUCCCAACUGUACCCGAGGAGUUCUCAUGACUUCGUCGCAGAUGGUCUCUUACGACUCAUUCAAGGCUCUGCUGGUCAACCAUCUUGGAAUGAACCCCGAUAAGAAGGCCACCCACUUCUCCGCCUCUCUGCUGGCGGGUCUCAUGGCCACCACUGUCUGUUCUCCCGUCGAUGUUGUCAAGACCCGAAUCAUGAACGCCCAUGCCCAUCAUUCCAAGGACUCGGCCUUUACCAUUUUCUUCAACGCUCUGAAACAGGAGGGUCCUCUGUUCAUGUUCCGAGGCUGGCUUCCUUCCUUUGUCCGACUCGGACCCCAGACUAUUCUCACCUACAUUGUUCUUGAGCAGCUCAAGUUCUACAAGAUUGGAAUGCGACAUUAG
Yarrowia lipolytica CLIB122 is the source of this 963-nucleotide messenger RNA. RefSeq lists its product as uncharacterized. NCBI's taxonomy places the organism in Eukaryota, Fungi, Ascomycota, Dipodascomycetes, Dipodascales. Gene Ontology annotation, biological process: succinate transmembrane transport; phosphate ion transmembrane transport; thiosulfate transport. The record is from RefSeq and is a predicted model, not a curated record. Gene Ontology annotation, molecular function: succinate transmembrane transporter activity; thiosulfate transmembrane transporter activity; malate transmembrane transporter activity.